Messenger RNA from Protopterus annectens (West African lungfish), 3412 nucleotides. It is a transcript of the gene PCBP4, whose product is annotated as poly(rC) binding protein 4. The transcript is spliced from 14 exons. Gene Ontology annotation, biological process: negative regulation of mRNA splicing, via spliceosome. Gene Ontology annotation, cellular component: nucleus; cytoplasm. The coding region runs from base 356 to 1618 and encodes 420 amino acids. Lineage: Eukaryota; Metazoa; Chordata; Ceratodontiformes; Protopteridae. Gene Ontology annotation, molecular function: mRNA binding. The record is from RefSeq and is a predicted model, not a curated record.
GGGGGUGGGUUGGGGAAUGCUGCUGGACGUCCUCCUCUCCGACCUCAUUGUUACGGGCUGAUGUCAGCUUGUGUUGGUAGCUGCAGCUGUGGUUCUCUCACAGGGACAAUGAGCCUCUAGAUCUGCAGUAACUCACUACCACCCUGGACAGGAGCAAGCAGAAGCAGCAGCACUGCUAGAUUCUGAGCAAGAGUGAACCUGAACAAAAAUAGCUCGGACUGAUUCUUUAUGUGAUUUGCAAGUGAGUUGCACACGUGUCCAACUUUUGAGAAGACUUUCUUACCUACCAAAGAUUUUUUUUUCUACUUGGCCUUCUCUGAAUUCCUCUGUUGUGGAGGCUCCUUAAGAAAACUGAAUGCAUCUUCCUACUGCAGAAACCUCUAACAGAAUGACAAGUGCAGACCAAAGCCUCACAGACAGGGGUCUGAAUGUCACCCUUACUCUUCGACUGCUCAUGCAUGGAAAGGAAGUCGGCAGUAUUAUAGGAAAGAAAGGUGAAACUAUCAAAAGAAUACGGGAAGAGAGCAGUGCACGGAUCAUCAUCUCAGAAGGUUCUUGCCCUGAGCGUAUCAUUACAAUGACAGGAUCAACAGAUACAGUAUUCCGAGCCUUUACCAUGAUUGUACUCAAAUUGGAAGAGGAUCUUGCAACAACAUCUCUCAAUGGACUGGUAGCAAGCAAACCACCGGUCACCCUUCGUUUAGUUAUUCCAGCCAGUCAGUGUGGCUCUCUCAUAGGGAAAGGGGGUUCAAAAAUCAAGGAAAUACGAGAGAGUACAGGUGCACAGGUACAAGUGGCUGGGGAUCUCCUUCCUAAUUCAACAGAGCGAGCCGUCACUGUUUCAGGAACGCCUGAGGCCAUCAUUGAAUGUGUCCGCCAUAUAUGCACUAUCAUCCUGGAGUCCCCUCCAAAAGGUGCAACCAUUCCAUACCGUCCAGGUCUCUCAAUGGGUACCAUUCUUUUAUCAAACAAUCAGGCAUAUGCACUUCAAGGCCACUACGCUCUCCCACAUCCUGACUUGACAAAACUUCAGCAGUUGUCUUUGCACCAACUACCAUUUUCCCCCCUCAGCCAUGCUUCAGUAGUUUCAGGAAUUGAACCUAGCCCCAAAAGCACAUCUCAGGAACUCCUCAUUCCAAAUGAUCUCAUUGGUUGCAUCAUUGGUCGUCAAGGAAGCAAAAUCAGUGAAAUACGUCAGAUGUCUGGAGCGCAAAUUAAAAUAGGUAACCAGACAGAAGGAUCAAGUGAGCGCCUAGUAACCAUAACUGGAAGUCCUCUCAGCCUGUCCCUUGCACAGUAUCUGAUUGGAACAUGUUUAGAGACAGCCAAACUUGCCUCCCAGACCAAUCCGAUUUCAGCCCCCGUUGACCUAAGCAUGACCUUCUCCCAGUCUGCAAAUCCUUCAUCUGCAGUACCAGCCCUAGCAGGUCCUACACCUCUGAUCAGCACACCUUAUGCCAUUCCUGUCUCCAGUCUCAUCGGUGUGAAAUCUAUCCCUUUCCUGGCCUUGUCACCAACGACUGCAGGGGCUCCUGGGAACAUGACCGCCUACACCAGCAAAAUGCCCAGCAUGAAUGGAGUUAAGAGGACUGACAGGCAGAAAUUUUCUCCGUACUGAAGACAAGAUGAAGAUUGUCCUGUUUAAAAGCUUGAUAUACAAGGCUGAUCAGAGACUCAUGCCAGAAAAUUUUCCAAGAUUUACAGACUACUAUGUAUUCUUUUUGCAAGAAUAAGAGUUCCUUAUAAGACUGUACAACCGAAUCCACUUUGGUUGCAGGAAGUGCAGUUUGGCAUAUAGGCUUCACAAUGCGGCAUCUGAUUUUUUUCUAAACUCUGGCUCUUUCCCUGUGGGUGAGGGCUUGAAAGGUGUACGUAAAACAUUUUCUGCAAAGUUGGCCUACUAGCAUGUUAAUAUCAAAUGAAUUGUGAAAUGCUAUGUUAUGUACAUGAUGUCAGUCUAGAGUUUUGUUUUCAGGAAUAAAAAAUACAAAAUAAACUAAUCUGUGUCAUCAGAUUAGGAACAAUGUUACUACAUACAAAGCAGGAUGUGUUUGAGUCAUCAUAGAGCGGAAUAGUGCUGUUCCAUAUCAAAACAGGGAUAUCCAUGCUGCAACCUUAUUAUAUAUGUAUACACAAGUUGAAAUAAGUUACUACUGCCUUGUCACAUUUAUCUGUAGUAGGUUUGUUGUCUCUUUUUCAAUUAGUAGACAAGUAUUUUAGUUUUUUGCCCAUAUGGUAUUUUUCCAGUGAGGAGAAUAUCCUCUUUUUUUGUAUUCAAGACCAAAGAAACUGUAUUUCUUGAAACUACUGCAGCUGGACAAAAUGAACAAGGUAGGAUUCUAAUAGGAAAUGUUCAUAAACAUCACUGUUUCAUAAUUCAAUUGAUGAAAUUGUGGCAGAAAGAAAGACAGAAAAUGCAUAUAAAUAAAUGGAUAGAUAAAUGGAUAGAUAGAUAGAUAGACAGAUAGAGACAGGAUAAUAACACUAUUGGAGUGCAUAUGUAUUCAAGUACUACUUUAUGAUACUGGAUUAGUAUGUGUUCUGUAUGUAUCAGAUUUUAGCUAUGAAUGUUUUAUCUCACAGUACAGUCAGAUGGGUACAUUUGUAAUAAAUUAUACCUUGCCUUGAACACAUUAGUCCACUCCACACCUCACUUGAGAAAAAAAUGGGGAACACUGUGGAGUUGUUGCUGUGUUGUAGCAAUGGCUAAAGGCAGGAGGACUAUCUUUGAAGGAACUGUUACAAAGAUUCAUGUCAAAACUGAACAUAUGAUCACUCGUGUCAGUUAAGCACUGGAACCGGAGUCUGUUACAUUGUACACUGCCUUUUGGCAAUGUGUUCAGCAUUUGUCAGUGCUGUGUAAUUCAUGCUCCCUAUCAGGUUAUCAGAAGGUUCUCCGAAUUAACACACACCAGUUUGCAUGCCUUUUCCCUACCUUACUAGUUGUACAUGUUACUUGAUGUACUUGUAUAUAUGGCAUGAUGCAGUUUUAUUGUUAAUAGUAUUGUGAUUUUGACAACUGUUCUAAAUCUUGUGGGAAACGUUUAAGGCUAAGUGGGAAUGUGUGUCCUGCUUUCCAUUCCCCACGUACACCAUUUCCUGACAAGGUUUUCUUACUUCCCAUAUGCCUGCUGUUGUAUUUUGUUUGAAGUUCUAAUCACAACACAGCUUGAAAUUCUAGCUGAGGGGAGGGGUGCUACCCAGUCCUAAUAUUCACCUUCCAGUCACUGAAGUUUCCUUCAUCUUGCACUAGUUUUGGAACCUUCAGUAUCUUAGUCUCAACGUAAGUCAGUAUUACUAUAUAGUUUAUCUUUAGUACUGUUCAUGCUAGCAUAUCCUUUCUAUUUGGACUUUUUAAUAAAUUUGUUUUGUGGUGUUUCUUAAAGAUAAAGUAAAAAAGUCUGGACACUGA